Molecule: messenger RNA, 4612 nt
Organism: Phymastichus coffea
Lineage: Eukaryota; Metazoa; Arthropoda; Insecta; Hymenoptera; Eulophidae
Product: serine/threonine-protein phosphatase 6 regulatory ankyrin repeat subunit B-like
Exons: 4
Coding region: 1034-4321 (1095 amino acids)
Cellular component (GO): cytoplasm
Molecular function (GO): protein binding
Source: RefSeq, a predicted model, not a curated record
UAGGGUCUGUAUAAACACAGUGUUGCUCGAUUCGCCGAACCCGGCGGUUCUUACUGAUGUGUUCCUUGAUAUUUCGGACGGAUAUCGUUUUCUUUUGCCCGCUGGGUUUUCCAAGCGACAGUAUUGAAGCCGAAUCAUUUGAUGUAAGUUGAAAAUCAGCUGCACGCUCGUUCUUCCAAAUAACAAAUCAAUAUGAUCAACUGCAAACGUCAGUUCACAAGUGAAUCUCGUUAUCAAAACUAUUUGCUAACGUUAUCAGGCCGCGGUUAAUAUUAUCGAGCGGAAAUUGGGUAGCUAAGGAGGAAGAGAAAGGCGGAUGCUAGAUAUUAACGUAGGAGUAUUGCGAGGGCGUAAGAGCAACAGUGGCGACAAGAUGCUCGAAGUGGGGGUGUGAGGAUACGGAUCGGAUGCUUAAUAUUAUAUGUGUAAGUCGCCUCUGGCGGGAUACCCAAGUGUGUAUAGCGUGAGCUUACAGGUUUGUUGAUUAUUUAUGCGGACAAAGUAGAAAAAAAGAUUGAAGUGUGAAAUGGGCUGACAGUCGUGCUUCAUUCUUUGAGUGUUGGAAUGCAAUCUAAUAUCGAAUGAAACAAAUUCGAGGGGUGCUGAGGAGAUACCUUUCUAUCUUUUUCAAUGAUUGAUUUCGCGUAGAAAUGCGAAUGCCUAAUGUGUUCUAGGGCUAAGCACUUGGCUUAUUUUAUUUGAUUUUUUAUCAAAAUAGUCUAGAAAAUCAAUACUUUGAUUCUCGAGCGAGUGACUAAUAAUAGAUAACGGAAUUUUAAGUAAUCGUUGAAAUGGCAUUGGAUAAUUUAUGUAUACCGAAAUAAAGAAAAUGAUCGAACUUGGAAAGUGGAGUGCCUAUGUAAGUUUCCGAAUUUUCGUUUCAUAAACAGUCUGGUAUGUGCUUAUAAAUUGAAUUGAAAGCAUUAAAUAAUUGAAAUUGACACACAAACUUUUGUUUUGAACAUAGAAUAUGAGUAAACCUUCAACAGUUCAAAUCAGAAAAUGGAUACUUCUUUGUAGGUAGUAACAUGCAAUGGAUUCUCUUCGAGAACAUCUUCAAACAACGUCUUUUAUGAUGUCACCAAUCCAAGAGAAUCACAAAUCUUAUUCGAAGUUAGCUCAAAUCCAUAAUACUUUUCAAAACGGAUAUCCCACAGCGAAGAUGGUCAAAAGAAUUCUCAAAAAAGAGGGCGACAUCAAUUGCCGAAUCCCAGCGGACAACACUCUCACAUCGCCAGAAUUUGAUUUGACAGGUUGCACAUGCUUAGACACAGCAGCUCGCAAAAAGAACAUCAAAGUGUUCAAUAUUCUGUUGGAAAAUGAUGCUGAUUUCACAAUUCAAAAGUUCAACGGCAAUACAAUCCUCCAUGCAAUGGCGAUUGACGAAUCACCCGAAGUAUACGACGAGUUCAUCAAGUCAGUAUUCAAUGCACAUAUAAUGCUCAAAGAUCCUACAAAUCCAAUCAACAACAAAGGGAUAUCUCAUUUCCACAUCGCUUGCAUGACAGGAAACGUCAAAGCUGUCGAAUUUUUCCUGCACAAUCACCUACACGUCAACGGAGAUGUGAAUCUGGAUUCAGCGCACUUUCCUGGUUUCACGCCGCUACAUUUUGCAGUGAAGUCGGGCAAUGCGGAAAUUGCGAGGAUACUUCUGAAAUACAAAGCACGCAUAGAUCUCAAAGACGCUCGGGGAAUGACGGCUCUGCACGUACUCAUCGAGGAAAAAUUGAAAUUGUUCGAUUUACUGAGGACGAGUUCAAUCAAGACUUGCAGGAGCAUUAUGUCGCAGAUCCGAACGAUGGAUGACAUAACGAAUUUAAUGCUAGGUAAUGACGAAGUGGACGAUAUAGGCUUGUCAUACUUUCACGUUUCCUGCACAAUGCUUGAUUCCUCGGUGACGGAAUAUCUCUUACAGCAGAUUACAGAUAUCGAUGAUUCAGUGAAUGUUAAGUCGCCAAUCUGGCCAGGCUACACUGCCCUUCAUUUCGCUGCGCACUGCAAUGUCGACACCGUCAAGAUAUUGGUGAACAGGGGAGCGGCUCUUAGUUGCGAAGAUAUCAAUGGAGUCACGCCCAUGGACAUUUGCUUGAAAAAGCUUGGCUUGAAAGACAUUCAGUUGAUCCUAGAAUCCAAAGAAAAUUGGAAUUACCUAACGCUCACGGAUGGUAAAACGCGGUUGAUCGAUUUGGUCGCUUGUAUGAAAGAUUCGAAGCAGUUAGAAGAUUUCCUACAAAUGGCGGUCGAAGACGUUAAUAUUUCGGUUCCAGCGUUUUUCUCCUUAUGGUCUGGCAUGACACCAUUACACUUGGCGAUACUCUUUUCCGAGGGGAACGACACCGAAAUCGUCCAAGUGUGCCUGAAUCGCAGAGCGGACGUUAUCGCGACGGACGCUCGAGGCUGGACUCCGCUUCAUCUUGCAUACCGAAUGAACAAAUUGCAAGCCGUGAGCUUGAUUCUUCAGUAUCACAAACAAAUUGCUAAUCCCACAGACCACGACAAUCUGUCCCACCUGCAUAUUGCGUGCGCAGUGGGCGACACAAAUUUUGUAGAUAGACUCCGGGAUAGCGUGUACUUGAAUAUUAUCUACAUGGGAAGAUCUUCUAUUGGGCUUAUCAAUCCUGGUUCCACUCUACUUCACGUCGCUGUUGCCAAUGGAAGUUGUGACAUUGUCAGGAUGUUGCUCAAUUCUGGUGCUGAUCUCUACGCAAGAGACGCUUGUAGAUUGACUCCUAUUCAUCGAUUUCUUAAUCUUUACUCGACCUUACCACGUGGCACUAGGGAUGUCAUGAGAGUUUUGCUGUUGUGGAGGAAUCUCGACGAGAGCGUUGCCGACGAGAUUGGACUGACCCGAUUGCACAUUGCCACGUAUUGUAACGACUUGUUUGGAGUGGAGAGUAUCGGUGAUCAUGUCAACAUGGUGGUCAACUGCAAAGAUCCAUCGUCCAUGUGGUCGCGUUACACCGGUUGUACUCCAUUGCAUAUGGCAAUUAUGGAACGUUCGACCAGAGAUGUGGUAGAGACUUUAUUGAGGCGUGGUGCUGAUAUUCUGUCAAAAAGAUCAGACGGAAUGACGCCAUUGUUUGAAACUUUGAAUGGCAAUUGUACUCGAUAUCAGGAACUUUUCGUAGCUAUUCUGAGAAGCAGCAGCGAGUUGCGAAGACGACUCGAAAAAUUUUCAGGAAUAACGAUGCUUCACAUCGCCUGCCAUCGAGUUAACGUCGAAGAAGUCGCACGAUUGCUUGACAAAUGGGUUGACUACAAUGCUAAAGUUUACAGGAAUUGUGCAGUUUGGGCUGGUUGCACGCCUUUGCAUUUGCUAUUGGAGAACAUCGAUACAUUAGAAGAGCGCGGUAUCGAAACUAAUUUUUAUGCUAUUUUGAGAAAAUUAUUGAGUGUGGGAGCUGAUGUUACAAUUACGAAUUCAGCGAGAAAUUCUCCUGUACAUAUGCUAUUUGAACGAUUUUUAGGUGACAAAACUUACUUGUGGUUAAGUCUGCUGAUGAAAUUUCAUAUAGAUUUCAAUAUCAACCCUGUUAAUUCACAAGGGAUAUCACACUUCCACGCUGCCUGUAUGGUACACAAUGUAGAGGCUGUCAGACGAUUUUUACAGCGAGGAGUCAAUGUCAAUGAGCCUAUCAACUUUUUUACAAAGAUGUUUCCUGGAGAAACUCCCCUGCAUUUAGCAGUGGAUCAUCAAUCGGAAAGGCUUUUUGGAGGUGAAAAUUUACGACACACCAUUGAGUUGCUGUUGAGCCACGGUGCUAAUGUUUACGUUGAAAAUAGUUAUGGCUACACACCGCUCCACAUGGCUGUUCGAAUGGGGCCAACUAAAUUGGAACUUAUGGAGAAGUUCAUCUGCUGCGGAGCACCCGUCAACAUCGAAAGUAUAUUUGGAGAGACACCAUUGGAGAUUUUAUUGAAAUCGGAAGACAUAUCGCUUCCGGCAAUGAUGCAUUUUGUCAAUCAAGGCUGCAGUCUUGAUGCUUGUAAUCCUAUAACCAAUGAAAAUUAUAUAUCGAUGAUUCUUUCUCGUGAGUAUCAUCCGUUUAGCCAAGAUCAAGUUUUUGCAAAGGCUAUGGAAAUUUUAUAUUCGGCUAAUGGAGAGGACACAAGUCGUAUCUUACACGGAAACUGUGACUCGAGCGCAACGGAUAAUUUAGCUACCUCGACAAGUGACCAUGUUGGCUCAACUGAAAGAGUCGGCAAAUUCAGAGGUCUAUUUCAAAAAAUCAAAUUCAAACACCGAUCUCCAAGGCACGUGAGCCGUCCGUCACUGUCAACUGAGCAAUCAAGCGACAGCAUAUCUGCUGACGAGAUGUAGUUUGUAGAAAUUUUGUGAUGUUAGAAUUUAGAGCAAUCGAUAUAUUUUUGAUCCUGAAAUAAAUCAAUAUUAUUAAACCACUUGUGAGCUUUACAUUGAAACAAUAUAAUUAAUAGGAAUCUUCGCUGUUUUAGGAAUUGUAUUUUUUAUGAACAACAGAAUAAACACACAAAGAACUGAAAGUAGGUACAAAAACAAUCUGAAUCAUACAUAAAAAGAGAUCUGUUUAUUUCGAGAAUUUUACUUUUGAUAUGAGAAUGUACUGUUACAAAGUAAUUCUAAAUAACGAAU